CUAUCUUUUCCGACUCUUUGAUCUGGCUUCCGUUGUGGAUGGAGAAAACAAGAUGAGUUACCCAUAAUCAUGCUAAACUAAAGAUUUAAAUUUCCAUUUUGGAAAUUAGAGAUCUACAUAUUUUGCGAUAUAAUUGUAACUUAAAUAAACAAUGCCAAAGCUAAACAUUAUUGUAGCUGCCUGCAAUAACAAUGGUAUAGGCAUUGAAGGUCGUUUACCAUGGCGUUUAAAAAGCGACAUGUCAUUUUUUAAACAGAUAACUUUAAGAACACAAGAUGCUGAAAAAAAGAAUGCAGUUAUCAUGGGAAAAAAUACCUGGUUCUCCAUUCCCUCUAAAUUUCGCCCUCUUGUUGGAAGGAUCAAUGUAGUGCUUAGUACCCAGAUGACAGAUGCCCCUGAAGGAACUCAACUGGCAAAAAGUUUGAACCAGGCUGUGUCAUUGCUUGAAUCUCUUAAUGUUGAAAAUAUUUUUGUUAUUGGGGGAUCAACUGUUUAUAAACAAGCAAUGGAAGGAGAACAUCCUUGUAGAAUUUAUUUGACACGCAUUGCUGCCGAUUUCUUGUGCGAUACUUUUUUACCAGAUAUCACAGACAAGCAGUUUAAGCAGAUUCCCAAUCCCCCUUAUGUACCAGAUAAUGUGUUUGAUGAAAAUGGGAUUAAGUAUUCUAUUCAAGUUUAUGAAAAAAUCUAAUGUGACGUGGGCUGUUAUUAGUUGUACCUAACGAGGCAGAAAUAAAAUUUCCCCAGACACUACAGCUUGUUCUCUAGCUCUAAUGCUUUUGUCUAACACUGAGUACAAAACGUGGCUAGCAUUUACAGUACAGUGCAAGACCAAUGGCUAGUGGGACAAGACAAAUGGAUAAGACAGAGCUAGCAGGACAAGUCAGAUGACUUGAAAAAUCGCUUGUAAUAGCGCAGUAAUAAGUCCUUCAAUUAAGAAAUUUUAACUCUUUUUUAAAAUCAAUAAAGCAUCCAAGUCAAAUUUGAUGAGAUUGCAUUGUUAUUGGGUCUUGACGCACGUGCCAAGUUUCAUUGAAAUUUGUUGGUUAGAAGUGGCUGAAAUUUUGUUUGCCAGUUUCAAUCCAUGAUGCCAAAAGAACGACAGUCAGAGGAAGCAAGUUAAAUAAAAGCGUGUAAAAAGUUAACUAAACAUCCAAUUUAGUUACAUUUAUGUCGAAUUGCAAUGUGAUAGAUCCUUGAAAUUUGGUUAAAUUUAUUGAAACGGUACUUUAAAGUUUAAACACAGGGGUAGGAUAGGAAAACAGCUUUUCUGAAGGUUUUAAAGCUUCAAAAGUUGUCAGUCUCGUUUUAGAUUUUUGUGCGAUUACAAUUGUCCUUUGUCCCCAUCAACUGGGUGGAUUACACGA
Physella acuta is the source of this 1367-nucleotide messenger RNA. Its product is annotated as dihydrofolate reductase. Gene Ontology annotation, molecular function: dihydrofolate reductase activity; NADP binding. The record is from RefSeq and is a predicted model, not a curated record. Gene Ontology annotation, biological process: tetrahydrofolate biosynthetic process; folic acid metabolic process; dihydrofolate metabolic process. Lineage: Eukaryota; Metazoa; Mollusca; Gastropoda; Physidae. Gene Ontology annotation, cellular component: mitochondrion.